AAGAAGAAGAAGAAGAAGAGCCGUCUUCAGCCGCCGCACCUCUCCCUCGAAGAAGCGGUGACGGGAUCUCCGCGCUCGCUCCCCCUAGAUUCCUCGCCGUCGUAGUCUCGUGUCCGAGAGCCCCGGAGCCUAUAGAAAGGCUGUAAAGAGCUCGAGCGAGCGAGACACACAGAGAGAGAGAGAGAGAGAGAGAGCGGCCAUGGUUUCUUUGGGCAUCUCCUUCUCCUGUGUAGCGGCAGCGAGGACAACGCCUUCGCUGGCUUCUUCUCCUUCUUGCUCGAACAACAAGCCCUUUGCCUCUCUCCACACAACUCGCUCUUUGGAGACUUCGAGGGUUCCCUUCCGUCUUGAAAUCAGCUACGAUCGCCGGUUCUCCGCCGAGCUGCGGUGGAAGCCAUCGGCCGCCGCCCGAUCAGGCUCGGUUGUAGCAACUACAAAACCGGAGCCUCUGAAGAUUAUGAUAUCAGGGGCUCCUGCGUCUGGCAAGGGAACACAAUGUGAGCUCAUCGAGAAGAAAUAUGGGCUGGUGCAUAUUGCUGCGGGAGAUUUGCUUAGGGCGGAAAUUGGAGCUGGCACUGAGAAUGGGAAGCGGGCCAAAGAAUAUAUGGAGAAGGGAAUGUUGGUUCCCUCUGAAAUUGUUGUCAUGAUGGUGAAAGAACGUCUUCUGCAACCAGACGCUCAAGAAAAAGGCUGGCUUCUAGAUGGAUACCCAAGAAGCUUAUCUCAGGCAACUGCUCUGGAAGAUCUCAGAAUCCGACCUGACCUUUUCAUUCUCCUGGAUAUUUCUGAAGACAUACUUAUUGAAAGAGUUGUUGGGAGAAGGCUUGAUCCUGUGACUGGAAAAAUAUACCAUUUGAAGUACUCUCCACCUGAGAAUGAAGAAAUUGCUGCAAGGCUUACCCAACGGUUUGAUGACACAGAAGAAAAGGUAAAGUUGCGAUUAAAGACCCAUCAUCUGAAUGUUGAAGAUGUCCUUUCAACAUAUAAAGACGUUAUAUUCAAGUCAUUUGCAGGUUAAUGGGGAUGCCCCUAUUGAAGAUGUAUUCGUUGAAAUAGACAAGGCAUUAUCUUCAAUUCUUGAGGAAAAAUCAAGAAUAGAUUCAGCAUCCAUGGCUGCUGGUAUGACUCAUUAGAUUUGCUAGUACCCAUACAUUACAGAUAGGACAGGAGAAUUGGCAUGACAUUAUGGUGGGUUUUAAUUUUUCCGGCAGACACCAAAAGGCCCCAUUCUGCAUUGUUUUUGAUUAAAUCAAAGAAAAUUUUUACAGCUCUAUGCAUCUAAAGCUGAUGCAUUUUUAUUUAAAGAAGCUUCGAUUUUUCUAUAGUUUGUCGUACAUUUUGAGCUUUGAAACCUGCUCUUGGACAACACUUCCAAUGUAAAUGUAACAAUUAUACUCAAUCACAUACAGGAGCUCCUUUGAAUAUA
Molecule: messenger RNA, 1426 nt
Organism: Phoenix dactylifera (date palm)
Lineage: Eukaryota; Viridiplantae; Streptophyta; Magnoliopsida; Arecales; Arecaceae
Product: adenylate kinase, chloroplastic-like
Biological process (GO): nucleobase-containing compound metabolic process
Molecular function (GO): ATP binding; AMP kinase activity
Source: RefSeq, a predicted model, not a curated record